Phialemonium atrogriseum is the source of this 968-nucleotide messenger RNA. RefSeq lists its product as uncharacterized. The coding region runs from base 126 to 884 and encodes 252 amino acids. The record is from RefSeq and is a predicted model, not a curated record. Lineage: Eukaryota; Fungi; Ascomycota; Sordariomycetes; Cephalothecales; Cephalothecaceae. The transcript has a single exon.
CCACUCAAGCGGCCAUCACCGCGAGGCGGGUCAAGAUCGGUGAGAGAAGAAGCAAAUACUAAUUUUUUUCUCUUGGUUCCGUUCCGGGGCGCUUCAAAAACCGCCAAUCGGCCGGGGCCAGAUAGAUGUCUCUCGGCCACAGCCGCAAAUCCGCGACCACCAGAUGGAUAGAGAUGCGUACCGAGGGGUUUUUUUUUUGUGCGCUCUGUUCCUAUGACGAACCUUGCGAACGGGGUCUGCAUCCAGCCGGCGUUCGCGACACCCGUCCCCGCUUCCCCGACUCGAUUGACACGACACAGCAAGAUAUCAAUCACCAUUCUUGUUCAACACACCUUUUGGUCCUGCGAGUUCCCUCCACGGCUAGAUGGGUUCCCGCGCGGGGCGGCCAUACGGCUUGCGUCCCCGGCUGCAGUGUAGCCUCUCACAAAUCUCUCCGCAAUCCAAUCUCGGUCAUAACAUCACCCUCUAGCCCACAGUUCAAAAGCGUCUUAGACACGCAGGGGGAGGAGGGCCGAGCCAUUCCGCGACGAUACCAGAGGCCCAAAAGUGGUAUUGGGCAAGCGGAAUGGAGGAGAGAGCGUGUUAGAUCGACCCAGUUGCUGCUUUCUUCGUCCAUUUCGAAACUCCUCCGGGGAAAUUUUACCCCAGCCUCAGAAGGAAAUGCACGUGUAAAGACCUGUUCCGCCCCUCACAGCAACGGUAUCGAACGGUAUCUGUCUAGGCCCUCCCCCCACGAGAGCCGUUCAACGCCCACGCUAAGAAAGGUUUGUCUAUCACUGUGCCACCACCCCAUACUGCAGACAUGCCCAACCACGCGGCAGAGUUGGGGAGCAAGACCCUGUUUUUUUUUUUUUUUUUUUCCGCCAAUCCAUAAACCAUUUUGACGUCGCCUUUCAUUCGUCGUAGCCCCCCUCUCCCCUGGUGGUCCCCUUGUCCUUUUUCUUGUGUCGCAGCAAUCAGAAAACUUG